AUGUUGUUUGCAGUGGUACUGAGUGUGAUAUUUGUAAUAUGUGAAGUUCAUGGAGGCUAUGUUUACCCAAAACCAAGUAUUGCAUUCGAGCUUCCUCAUUACCAACCCUUGUCACACCAUACAAAUCCGGUCCGACAAACUUCAUCAGAUGAGUACGUAAACGAAAUAUCUUAUUCAGUAGGUCAUGGAGACUACUCAUAUUUGCAGCAGCAUGGAAAAAAUAAAAUACACGAGAUAUUUUUUUCUUCGGAUAAUGCAGUGCAUCCAGCGCAACAAAACCGCAUUAUAAGUACCCAUCAAGAUCUUACAAGUCUCGAGCCGAUGACGACUGAGUUGAAUGCUAAUAUUGACGCCAGUACUUCUGUUCAGAGCGCUACUGUACAAAACCCAGCUUUAACAGAGCAAAACCAUAUAAAUGUACAACAGAUAUUAGAUAUAGAAAACGAUGCACAGUUAAUUCGAAACCAUCAGUCGACACAGGUAUUACCAAAAGGCUUUAAAAAUAAUGGAUUUCAAGUUUUAAACUCAAUUGACCCUCAAAAUAUUGAUGAUAAAUUAUUAAAUUGCCCAGAAACUUUUUUUAAGAACCAAAAUAUGGCAUCUUCUAUAAAUUUACAUGACAACAUGCAAUCACGCGGCGAAAAUGCGAAGCCGCUUUCAGCUGUGCACUCGUUAAGCGCAGAACACAAUCACCAAACUCAACACAGCCAAAGCUCUCUACAAACUGUAGUUGAUAUGAGGAGACCUAACGUACGACCCGUAUUAAAUUUACAGCAGGCUUUAAGUGUUCAGAACAAUAUCGGUACGCAAUUUAGUGCGCCACAAAUUUCACAGGAUCCCCAUAUAGUGUCCGACAUAAAUUUAGGUUCAGUAUCGUCUAUUGAAAAUAGUGUUUUAAUGCAAUCAAAUAUUAUACAAAAUAUUGAUAAUCAGAAGUUGAACGUUCAAAAUAACGUAGUUCCGGUAAUUACUAAACAGGUUUCCUUUCAUAUACCACCCCCUGAUAUUGAGGAGCCUUCAGUAGUUCGGAAUAUUCAACCACCCACACGAGUUUAUAAGAUAUUAUUCAUAAAAUUGCCUUCACAAGAAACUAAAAACAGGAUACAACAAUCAGUCAUAGAAAAAACAAUUAUAUACGUUUUAUCUAAAACACCAGAACCUGCAAGGGCAGAUGUGACUCAACAAAAAGUAUCUGAUCAUGAAGUAUUUUUUGUUAAAUAUAAGGGAAAUCCAAAUUACUCAGAAGCU
This is a messenger RNA of Brenthis ino (lesser marbled fritillary), 1248 nucleotides long. The record is from the annotation of a GenBank genome assembly. NCBI's taxonomy places the organism in Eukaryota, Metazoa, Arthropoda, Insecta, Lepidoptera, Nymphalidae.